This is a messenger RNA of Entelurus aequoreus (snake pipefish), 5195 nucleotides long. RefSeq names its product patatin-like phospholipase domain containing 6 (gene pnpla6). The coding region runs from base 152 to 4303 and encodes 1383 amino acids. Gene Ontology annotation, cellular component: endoplasmic reticulum. Gene Ontology annotation, biological process: phosphatidylcholine metabolic process. Gene Ontology annotation, molecular function: phosphatidylcholine lysophospholipase A1 activity. The record is from RefSeq and is a predicted model, not a curated record. The transcript is spliced from 37 exons. NCBI's taxonomy places the organism in Eukaryota, Metazoa, Chordata, Actinopteri, Syngnathiformes, Syngnathidae.
GUUAGCGUCAUUGCGGAAACAUAAGGGUGGAGUUCCAUCAAAUGUGUGUUCAAUGUUCAGUUAGGUUAUCUGACAGGUCAUUGACGGAAAUCCGGAGUACAUCAGCUGAGUGGCCGUUUAUGGACCAUCCCUAUGAAGAAACAGGGUUACAAUGGGACAGAGUACCUCGGAACAAGAGGUCCAAACAGACGACCCCAAGGUCGAGUUUGAAGACAUCAAGACAUAUGUGGAGGAGGAACUUCAGACGAGCAUGAUGAUGGGGAUUGUAAUUGGCGCUGGUGUCGCCAUAGUCCUCAUUGCCAUCCUCAUCUUCUUCAUCCUGCGCAGGAUCCAACUUCGAAACCUAGAAGCACAGGAGGCUCCUAAGUACCGCUUUCGUAAGAGGGACAAAGUCAUGUUCUAUGGGCGAAAGAUCAUGCGUAAAGUCUCCCAGUCUACGUCUUCCCUGGUGGGUACGUCCUCCUCCUCUAGGCAGCGCCUGAAAAAGAAGCAGAAGAUGCUCAACAUUGCCAAAAAGAUUCUGCGCUUUAAGAAGGAAGUGCCUAUUCUGCAGGCUAAGGAGCCCCCUCCCUCUGUACUGGAGGCAGACCUUACAGAGUUUGAUGUGGCCAACUCUCACCUUCCUUCUGAGGUGCUCUACAUGCUCAAAAAUGUCCGAGUGCUGGGCCACUUUGAGAAGCCCCUCUUCCUGGAGUUGUGCAAGCACAUGGUGUUUGUGCAGUUUCAACAAGGAGAGUAUGUCUUCAGGCUGGGACAACAGGACAACAGCAUCUACGUGGUUCAAGAUGGAAAACUAGAAUUGUGCCUUACUGGAGUGGAUGGCAAAGAAAGUGUGGUGAAGGAGGUUUUUCCAGGAGACAGUGUCCACAGCCUCCUCAGCAUCCUGGAUGUUAUCACAGGCCACCAGAAGCCUUACAGAACAGUGUCAGCACGGGCUGCUGAGGUUUCCACUGUUCUUCGUUUACCAGUAGAGGCCUUCCUGUCUAUAUUUGAGAAGUACCCUGAGAGCCUGGUGCGGGUAGUACAGAUCAUUAUGGUCCGUCUCCAAAGAGUAACGGUCUUAGCCCUGCAUAACUACCUGGGCCUUACAAAUGAACUCUUCAGCCAUGAGCUGCAUCCCUCACGUCAGCCGCCUCCUUCUCCCCACCCAACUCGUACCAGUCCCAUCCGCCACGGCAAGCGCUUUGGCAGCCUGACAGUGCCUGAGGAGUUUCGAGAAGCUGCCAUAAAAGGUGAUAUGGCAGGCGAUCAUGAGAAAGAUGGACCAACGCUUAGUAGGACCAUCUCCAUGCCUGUGGAUAUUGCUGGUUUACAGAAAAGUCUGAGAUCAGAUUUUGACAUGGCAUAUGAAAGGGGACGGAUCUCUGUUUCUGCAGAAGAUGGCAACACUCCACCUAACUUUACCCGGUCUAUUUCCCAGGACCAGAGGGAGAGGAAGGUGACAGUGGAGGAGGUUCCCUCAGGAAUCUACCUGUAUCCAGAGGAAGAGGCAGGAGUGGAUAAUAUUUUCACAACGGUGUCCUAUCGAUCCAGUUCAGCAUUGUUUGAGGAAGCUCAGAAAGAGAUCCUGAAGCUCAUGAAAAUUGAGGACCCUUCUUUAUUAAAUGGGAGAGUUACCUUACAUCAUGCCAAAGCAGGGGCAGUCCUGGCAAAGCAAGGAGACCAGGACGUGAGUCUGCAUUUUGUUCUGACUGGUUGCCUGCAUGUGUACCAGCGGAUGAUAAACAAGCAAGAAGCCGUCUGCCUGUUUGUGACCCACCCAGGGGAGAUGGUGGGACAGUUAGCUGUGCUUACGGGAGAACCCCUCAUUUUCACCAUCAAGGCCAUACGAGACUGUGCUUACCUCAAGAUAUCAAAAUCUGAUUUCUAUGAGAUUAUGAGGGAGCAGCCAAGCGUGGUGUUGAGUGCAGCUCACACUGUGGCCAUCAGGAUGUCGCCAUUUGUUAGGCAGAUGGACUUUGCAAUUGACUGGAUGGCUGUGGAGGCGGGUAGAGCCCUGUACAGACAAGAUGACCGGUCAGACUGCACUUACAUCGUUCUGAACGGACGUCUGCGCUCAGUCAUACGCAAGGCUAACGGCAAGAAAGAACUAGUUGGGGAGUAUGGACGAGGAGACCUCAUUGGAGUGGUGGAGGCAUUGACCAAACAACCCAGAGCCACCACUGUGCAUGCUGUAAGAGACACUGAACUGGUCAAGUUGCCUGAGGGAACACUCAACAACAUCAAAAGACGAUAUCCUCAGGUGGUGACAAGGUUGAUCCACUUAUUGGGCCAAAAAAUUCUGGGGAACCUUCAGCAGGGUCGAGGGCCAUUCUCAGGCUCAACUAUCAGUCUGCCUAAUAUGACCACCAGUGCUGAUGUUACAAACCCCGCCAGCAAUCUCUCUACCGUAGCCGUUUUACCAGUAUGUGACGAGGUGCCAAUCAAUGCAUUCAACCUGGAGCUCAGCCAUGCCCUCAGUGCCAUUGGGCCCACCCUCUUAUUGACCAGUGACAUAAUCAGAGAGCGACUUGGUGCAUCUGCUUUAGACAGCAUCCAUGAGUACCGGCUGUCUGGCUGGCUGGCACAGCAAGAGGACAUCAAUCGAAUUGUCUUGUACCAGACUGAUAACAGCAUGACCCCAUGGACUCAGCGCUGUAUUCGCCAGGCAGAUUGCAUUCUUAUCGUUGGAUUGGGAGACCAGGAACCUACACUGGGAGAAUUGGAGCAGAUGCUGGAGAACACAGCAGUCCGGGCUCUGAAACAACUGAUCCUUCUACACAAAGAGGAUGGUCCAGGCCCUUCCAGAACCGUCGAGUGGCUCAACAUGCGUAGCUGGUGCUCAGGGCAUCUCCACCUAAGGUGCCCUCGCAGGGUCUUCUCCAGACGCGGCCCCAGCAAACUUAGAGAAGUUUAUGAAAAGGUCUUUGAGAAAACCGCAGAUAGGCACAGUGACUUCUCUCGGCUCGCACGAGUGCUGACUGGAAACAGUAUAGCUCUGGUGUUGGGAGGAGGUGGAGCAAGAGGCUGUUCUCACGUGGGUGUAAUUAAAGCUAUGGAAGAAGCGGGGAUUCCCAUUGACAUUGUAGGCGGAACCUCCAUCGGUUCAUUCAUUGGUGCACUUUAUGCUGAGGAGAGAAGUGCAGUCAGAACCAAGCAGAGAGCCCGAGAGUGGUCCAAGGCAAUGAACUCUGUAUUCAAAACAGUCCUUGACCUGACUUAUCCUAUCACCUCCAUGUUUUCUGGUUCUGCCUUCAACACAAGCAUCUACAAAGUGUUCCAGGACAAGCAAGCUGAGGACUUGUGGUUGCCGUACUUUAAUGUCACCACAGACAUCACAGCGUCCGCCAUGCGCGUUCACCAGGAUGGUUGUGUCUGGCGGUAUGUUAGAGCCAGCGCCUCCUACACCCCCUAUUUACCUCCCCUGUGCGACCCCAAGGAUGGCCACUUGCUUGUGGAUGGUUGCUAUGUUAACAAUGUCCCAGGCUCUCUGUGGCGCUAUGUGCGGGCGAGCAUGACCCUAUCCGGGUACCUGCCGCCUCUCUGCGACCCCAAAGAUGGGAAUUUGCUUAUGGAUGGUGGCUACAUCAACAACCUGCCAGCGGACAUUGCAAGGAACAUGGGUGCCAAAACAGUCAUCGCCAUUGAUGUGGGCAGCCAGGAUGAGACAGACCUCUGUAACUAUGGCGACUGUCUGUCCGGCUGGUGGUUGCUGUGGAAACGAAUUAAUCCAUGGGCUGAAAAAGUCAAGGUGCCAGACAUGGCGGAGAUCCAGUCUCGACUGGCCUACGUGUCUUGUGUGCGGCAAUUAGAGGUGGUCAAGAAGAGUGCUUAUUGCGAGUAUAUUAGACCGCCUAUUGAUCGUUUCAAGACCAUGGACUUUGGCAAGUUUGAUGAAAUUUAUGAUGUGGGCUUUCAACACGGCAAGCUGUUGUUCACUGGCUGGGCUCGAGGUGACAUCAUUGAUAACAUGCUGAAGGACCACAGAUCGGCUGACUACAAUGACAGCAAAAGAGUUGAUUCAUGCACAUGUCAAGGAGCAGAUUUCACCGACCUUGCAGAGAUUGUAUCCAGGAUCGAGCCAGUCCAAAACUAUGUUUCUGCUGAAGCGGAGGAGUCAGACUGUCUGACGGAGUAUGAGGAGGAAGGAAUGGACACUGUGAGAGAGGAGGAAAGACAGGAGGAGGAGGAAGAGCCGGAGGACCCAGAAGACCAGUCCCCUGGAGAGUGGGGGCAGAAUGGAGUCUUCCAGACUGAUGAGGAGAAAUCUGUGAGGCAACGUCGGAAACUGACCAGUGACACUUCUGAAGUGUCUGACUGCUGACACGCAGAGGACUUUUAAUUGGAUCAUCAAGGGCCAGAACAAGAAAGAACUUGGACGACGUGUUUCAUUCCAGAUGUUUCUGGAAACGGAUAUUUUCUCUGAAAUCAAACCCAUCGUUUAAACUUUCUCAACAUCUGUGCGUAAACAGGAAAUGGCGUACCGCUUUCUAUCCCAGAAGGAGCUUAUGUGGUUCCUUCAAAGGUGGAUUCCAAUCUCGCCAUUUCACCUCAUAUACUCGACAGAGGAGGCCAGAAAGACGCUUCAACGCAUGCCUCCGGAGUAUUAAUGAAGACCGCGUGUGUGUUGGUGAGUUUGUUUAUGAUGACUGAAUGUUGAAAUAGUAGAAGGACACUAAAAGGUGGAGAAGCUGAAGAACGGAUGAAUGCAAAUGGCUUUAAAAGGACAAUUUAUUAAAAUGCUGAGCUAAGAGAAAUAAAUAAGCUAGAUGGGACAAGCUGUAGAAAAUGGAUGGAUGGGUGGUUUAAAAAAAAAAAAAAAAAGACGACCAGUAAGUUUUCAUUUUAAUGUUAUUUCAUUUAAACUAACGCUUAGUAGCAGCUGGCAAUACUGAUGGUAGAAAGGAGUGAAGACAAGAUAGAGAGUGUGUGUGCGUGAUGGACUUUUGGAAUGAAUGAGCAGCUUUCAAUGAUCCAAGUGUGUUGGAUGACCGCGAGUGUCAAACUGUGACCGUCAUUUGAACCCUGCCCACUUUUUGCUACAUCGAAGGACACGGUACGCAGGGUUUCCAAAUGGUACAAAAAGAUAAGAAAGACUCUUCCACCUGGAGAUGCUCAUGUUCUUGAAACUGUACAGUCACAAAUGCACAUGUUGACAUUAUUAUCGGCGUAAAAGUCACCUCGUGUAAUUGUAUUAAUAUAUGGAUUUUUUUGUA